This is a messenger RNA of Toxotes jaculatrix (banded archerfish), 2297 nucleotides long. RefSeq lists its product as uncharacterized. The record is from RefSeq and is a predicted model, not a curated record. NCBI's taxonomy places the organism in Eukaryota, Metazoa, Chordata, Actinopteri, Toxotidae. The transcript is spliced from 4 exons. The coding region runs from base 214 to 1926 and encodes 570 amino acids.
CUCAUUUGUUUGUUUUUGUUGACGAUUAAAGAAAAUGGAAUUUAUGUCUGUGUGCGUGUGAUUACAUCGUAGCUAUGCAAAGACGAAACGUAUCAUCAUGGUGCGUGAAUUGAUUUAACCGAAAGGAACCAACAAUCGAUCUUCCCCUUUGUCGACAAGGUUUGACAAGAGAUUAACAGCCUAAAUCACAGAGAUACUCUGGUUUGAGAGACGAUGGGUCGGCUGGAUGAUGCGGCCAAACACAAAGUGGUGGAGCUGCGGAAAGCUGGUCUGAGUUUCCGUAAGAUCAAAGCUGUGCUAGAGCUGGAGAACAUCAAGGUAUCUGCCCAGGCCAUCUACCUGUUCCUGAGGGAGGUCCAAGGGAGGCCGCCAGGGAGGGUCAGGCCCGUGGAGGCUGGAAGUAGCACAGCAACAUCACAAGUGCAAGCUCGAGCCGGGGCAAUACAAGACAGCUGGAGUAACAUUCAUCUCCAAAACCUGCUACGGGAGGGAUCUCACCAUGCUGGCUUUACAGCAGCUGCAGACUUUGCCAAACAAACUUCCACUAAUUCAGAGUCUGGUUCAAAGCAAUCUGGGUAUGGGGAGACCAGUGGAGGCAGCAGGCCAGAACAGCAACAUGAGGGAGAUAAAGAAGAAAAUGACAUUCAGAUUGUUAGCGUCACCUCCCUUGCGCAAAACAGCCAACAAAGAUGUCUUCAGUCCACUGUAACAAGGGCAGAGACAGGCGCUUUGUCUUCCACGCCAGUUGCUUCUGGAGCAUUCACAAGGAGGAGAGUCACACCUUCUCCAGCAACCAAUUCGAUGUUGGCAGCUCGAAAGAGGCUUUUGGAUAAAGCACUGUCACACAGGCUGAAGUCAUUCAAUCAGAUAGCAUCAUUGAUGAGGAGAGAUCACUCAAGUGUCCAGGGUUCGGAUUUGAGAAGUGCAGUCCCUCAGCCGUCUGAAACCUAUGAUCUGACCACUGAAAAGACUGUUAUGGAGACUCAGCCUGCAGGAGGCAGUGCUCCCAGGCGUUUCCUGACACAGAGACCGGGUCUGUCUGUCCGCUCCCCUCACCCUCCUCCUCGGGUUGGGAUUCGUCUUCCUACUCGGCCACCAGCGCCUUUAACAUCUUCAGCUCCUGGGGGUGCGGUCAUCCGUCUACAGACCCCUGGAGGCCAGGGUACUACUCGUAAUGAAAGGAACCCGAGCCCCCAGCAGGCAGCCCAAGACGCCGGAUGGAGAGGUGCCCUGCAGGAUCAGAUUCAGACCCUGGGUUCUGAGGUUCGCAGCUUGGGUCUGGCAGUGAAGAUGCUGGUGGAGCAGCAGUGCCGCCUGGAGAGGGAGCAGUCGCAGCAGACCCACAUUCAGAAGCAGAUCCUCAGCACCCUACAGAGCCUCGCCUCCAAACUGGGACACUGUAGCACUUCUCAACAACAGCACAACAGAACUCCAUCACCUUCUGCUUUGCCAACAGCUUCUGUAUCUACCUCCUUCAGCCAAGACUCAUUCAGCUUUAGUCAAGGCACGUACACUCAGUGCAGCCAAACCCAGCCAAGCUACAACUCUUUAGAGAGUUUAGAAAAUGUAGAAGCCUUUAAACUGCCAGGACUGAGCCCUACAAGCAUGAAUGGGUUUCCACCAUGUAGCAAUGCUGAGAACCUCCCACUUAAUCACACUCCCCCUCAAACGCAAUCAUAUGCAGCUCCAUACGCACAACAAACCAGUCAAACACUCAUGCCACCCUACACGCAAUCCUACGUGUCGACAUACAGCCAGUCACAUUCUCAGAGUUUCAGAAUAUCAGAGAGCAAAUCAUCUGAUUUCCCAAGCAGCUGUUCCGCAAGGUCUCUCCAGGACUGCAGUGUGUCCACCCAGCCGGUGAUGAACUCUAACCACUCCACAGAGGAUCAACAAAUCAGUAUUAUCAAAGUGGAAGGACCGUAGAGGUCUUCAGAUUCCAGAAGGGUUUGGGACUAUAAGGGCUUGGAUGCUUUUUUUUGUCACUUUAGUAUAGUUACUGAAGACAUUUUAACAUAUGCUGUAGCAUUUUUUAAGCUGAUUUAUUUCCAAAGUACAUUUUAAAAGAUUACAAACGGCAAUAGAGUCACAGGAUCACAAUGCUUUAGUAAAAUGUGGUGAUUUGUGAUUUGUCUUUACUGUAGGCAAUGAACACAGAUGAAAUGAUAAAUGAUGUACCCUAAUGGUACUUUGCCUUUUUUUCUUUUUUUUUUUUUUUGUCUAUUUUUAUCAACUUAUUUUGUAUCACUAGAACUGGCAUUACAAACUGUUACUUUUCAUACCUCUGUUCUAAAUGA